This is a messenger RNA of Patiria miniata (bat star), 5023 nucleotides long. RefSeq lists its product as uncharacterized. Lineage: Eukaryota; Metazoa; Echinodermata; Asteroidea; Valvatida; Asterinidae. The transcript has 14 exons. The record is from RefSeq and is a predicted model, not a curated record. The coding region runs from base 79 to 3573 and encodes 1164 amino acids.
CGUUGCCCGCGUUACAACGGUUAUGAUUGGUUGGAUGCAGUAUUGUUGACCAAUCAAAAGAUUCGUCUGGGAAAUUCAAUGUUGAUGUACGUCGGACGGGGACUCGAUGUGGCGGAUCGGAAGGAAAAUCACGAUCACGACAGAUCAAAUCCCCUUCCAAAGACCAAAAGAGUCACUGCUGGUGUACGGACUGCUUCAAGUACCUCAUCAAAAAAUAAAGAGAACAAACAGCACUCGGCGGGUAAAUACAAGAAAAGUCACAUCCCGGUACCUGUCAAGACGACGCCCUCAGCCAAGAUUAUUAAUAAGCCUGCAGAGGAGGAUACUAAGACCAGCACUGGUGGCAAACCAAGGACAAGAGUCAGGAGGGUACCAGACUUUGCUAAGCUACACAAGUCAUGGCAGCAAUCCUUCAGCAAGGGCAAGGCUUGCACCAAGAAACAGUGUACACAGAUCAGGGAGUUUGAUCUAACUAAACCGGGGGCGGUUUUCCAGCCUAGGUACUUCAACGGCAAACAAGAUGCUCCCAGUGAGGACCAACGGGGUGAAGACAUCUUCCAAUCUGAUGAUGAAGCCUUGCAGAGUAUCCUCAAUGCUGGCUUGCCUGAUGCAUCCCAGAAACAAGGAAGACUGACCGUUGCUGGCUAUGGGGGAGUUGCAGUUACGCAACAAAAACCCAGUCGGCAAACCCUGGGUGCCUUGCCGAGCACAUUCCAGGGACGGACCAAUAGUGCCCACAACACCAGACACAUGGGUAACCAUCAGAUAGAUAGGGAGUCAGCUAAGCCUGGGAAGCAAGAUUACCCCCUGGAACAAGAACAGCAUAAAGGACAAUCAGGACGGCUCUUGUCAUUGGCUGAGCAGCAGCAGGAAAAUGAAAUUAACUUUGAGGCUGAUGCCGGGGCACUUGCCAGUAUUCUCAACAACGCUGGAGCCAACUUCCAGCGUCAGGCGCCAACAACGAGACAAACCAUUGGUGCGGCCAUUGGAGUAGCCAGGAACCAAGGGAGCUUGUUCUCAGGCAGACAAUCACAGGGCGCACUCAGAACUUCAAUCUACUACCAGAGGCCUCGGAACAUGAACUUCAACCGUGUGUACACAGAUUUUGCCAACCACGUCUUGUCUCGGUUGAGUUUAGCUGAAAACAUGGUUUCUUCAAGUAACAGUCAGCCACUUGAACAACCGACCACCGCAAGAACAACAGUUCCACCCCAGUCAAGCGCCAAGGCCAUGAAUAAGUCACAUGUUAUGAUGUCAGCACCUAGGAGACUAAUAACUCCUGGAACAGCAAGCCGUGUUCUCAACCCACGUCAGGAAGCUGCAUUCAGGGGCCAAGACACGUCUAGUUCCCCAGCCCUCAUGGCACCACCCUCAGCUCUUAAGAAGUCCAACGCUCACAAAUCACUGUCGGUGAAAUGGGCAGAUGUACUGAGUCCUCCCAGUGGAAGAAUAGCUACUGCAUCCAACAAGGAUGAACUAGCAACCACACUAUUUGCAGACGAGGACACUCAGUUUCUGGAGCCUUACAGUACGAAUGAGCUUGCCGUUAAUGAAGGAAAGCUACAGGCUGCUAGCCUCAUGGCCAAACAAGAUGAUAUUGAACAGCUAGAGCAGCAGGCAGCCAUACACAGAAACCAACUACAGGAAAUGGACGAGAUUGAACGACAGCUUGAGUUGGAGAUUCAGAAACUUCAGCAGGAUGACUACCUGCCAUCUCCACCAACCACGAACUCUGAAGAUCAGAAACAGCAAGAAAGUCAUCGUGGUUUGGAAGUGGCUUCCCGCCCUCUCCAAAUGAUACCUCUACCUACACCAGGGAAGGUCCCCAUCGAUGAUUCCUCAGAAACACGGCAAAGGCAAUACUUUCCAUUGCCAACGCAAGACUCUGUGCAGAUUGCGGGUAUAAGUUCAAGUGAUAGAAGAGCCCCAGAGAUGCUUGACGUGCCACUAUCAGGGGAGGGGGCAAUAUCAGUCCAGUCUGUAGAGACAGCAUUUAAGCACAGCCCAGGGAGUCCUUUUAAACAAAAUGGACUUCCAUUUGUCAGGAAUCAUGGACGUCAAGAGUCAUCGGCAGUGCAACUGCAAUUUCAUCCUGGAUCAGAAUUUAAAACACACCAUGGCAACAACAAUUGUGACAUUCCUGUGGCACUGUACCCUGAGAGGCUGCAUCAAAUGUUGAACACUCCUGAGAAGCCAUUUGUUGAGAUGAGGACAUAUGACCCUGUGACCCAGGCCAAAAAUGAAAGUGAAGGCCUGCAAUCCAGGGUCCUUGAUUUCAGGAAGGUUGAUGGUAUGGUACAGGCACCACAGGUAAUGAUUAACAGGGAUGGGACAAGAGACAGAAUGGAAUUCAAGCAUCCUACACCUUCUGAUGCUUUAAACUUCCGACAACCUGUAGAAAGUUUCUCCCAGGCUGCUACCCAGAUGACAUCUAGACGUCUUGACCGCAAUGGAAGCAACUUUGUCGAUGACGCUCCUAGACUUGGUGGCAAGGCUUCUAAACAGGAUUCAGGACUAGAGACUGACCACAAGGAAACCAAUCCACUGCUCCCAAUUGGAAGAGUGUCGUCAUGGAUGUCAUCAACCCCAGCUCACAUCCAAACUCCUCAUGCUGUCAAACCACAUUCCAUGAUCAAGGAGCUUGCCCUGAAGCAGUCUCUGCCAUCCUUGAAUCUGCCAAGUAACCAGCAUGUAUCAAUCAAACGAGAUGUUCCUCCUAUACAAACUCCUCUCGCAAUGCGUAGUAUGUCUACAUGGGGCAGAGAAGCAGAUAUUGGGGCUUCACCUGUCCAGUUUGUGUCUCCAGUCCCUUUGCGAUCAGGCCACACACUCCAGAGUGAGCACCCAGAAUCAAUUCAUAAUGGUUCUGCUCAGCACAAGUCUGAUCUUACAGGUUCUUCCCCAUCUGUUGGUUUUACAACCACUUCGACUAAACUGGAGUCAGGGAACAUCAACCAACUACAACAUCAUUUGGGUCAUAGUGAUUACCCCACUUCUGCUACAACAGGAACCUCUGUAUCUGAGCUGGACAAAACCAGUGCUUAUCAAUCUGGCACUUUGUCUUAUCCCGCAUCUGAAACUGCACAUUUGGCUACGCAUCCAGAGCCUCCACAUCAACAAAAAUCAAAUUCUUUUUUGGAUCAAACUCCUUCGUCAACUGUCUUGGAUAGUGAAGGCAAUCAUUCUGAACCACACUUUAGAGAAGAUCCUGCGAGGCCGCCAGGUCUAUUGAACUUCAGAGGUCAAGGGUCAUUAUCUUUAGGAGCAGAGCUAUUGACAAGUGGAGGAGCAGCUGCUUUCUUGAAGAGCAAAAUGAAACCACUUUUGUCAACAACAACAAAUCAACUGUUUCAGGAAGCGCUUCUAGAUGAGGAGUGCGCCCUCUAUGCCUGUCGGCUACCCAGCAAGUUCAGCACUUGUGUCACAGAGGAACGACAAUGCUUGGACCCUGUUGCUAAGAUACUGAUGGAUGGCGAUGACAUGCAUUUUGUACCCAUUCAGAGUAAAGGCAGAGUGUACAUUGCAUCACCUGUUGGCUCAGCGUUCAACACAUACAGCAACCUUGCAAACUGAAGAGGCUAUAGAGGGUUGGUAUAUAAGGCUGGUUUGUACCAAAAAGAAUGUAUUAUGCACAUCAUGCUGAUCUUAUGGCGUUAUGCAUUGUUACGUCAUUUUGUGAAAGCAGUAUCCAUUGCGGUAUUGGUAUUUUUUUGCGUUACAAGGAUUAAGUCAAGCUGGCUAUGAUAAUGAGCUCAUUAUUUACAGGUCAGUGCACACAGGCAGUUUAGUCACAAUAAAUUCAUGAGGAGUGUGGGGUCUGCUGGCGGCCUGCUGGCAGCCUGCUGAUGGAGUGUCCUUCACAAAGGAUCCAAUUACAGCAGCACUAAUCCCUUAAUUGCUCUCCAGCUAAUCCCUUUCAUGUACACUGGGGUUUUUGUACACGGGCUUGCUCGCACCCAUUCAACAAUGUAGGGCCUAUUCAAACUUGAAAUCUUUGACAAGCCUACUGGGCUUUUAAUGAGCUCCACGCUCCAUGUUUGACCUCAUAAAUAUUCAGUUAUUCAGGCCUGAUGGCUUUCCAUUCAUCAGCCUGGUUUGGGGUAUGGAGUGCGGUACCGCAAAGAAUCACACUGGUACCACAAUGGAUACUGCUUUCAGCCUGACUGAAACGCUCCCUUACCGAGAUUCCACUGUAUCUGUUGUUCUCCUUUAAUAUACAACAUUUGCAAACAUCAAAAAACAAAACCACCAAAUUAUUAUUGAAUACCUUUCUUGACUGUAAGUUAUUAAUAGUCUCAAGCAUCCUGUGAAAUUGUGGCACCUGAUGUGAUGUCACCUGAUGUGAUGUCAUAUUAUUUUUAAAGCAGAUUUGUGCUUUGCAAACUGUUGAUAUCAACUGGUACGUGUUUAGGUACAGUUGACUCUCGUUAACCAUAACCCUACCUAAAGCUACAAAAUACUACCGGUAAUACAUGUAGUAGUAAAUUAAAGUAUGCAGUACUUUAGCUUAUAAGUGGGCACAUCAUGCAUAGUAUUUUCUAGUAUUUGAUACCUACAUACAUAAUUUUGUAGUACUUUGUAGUUUGUGGUACUUUAUCUCAAAUGAAAUUUUUAAUACAAACUCGGCCAGACUUUAAUAGCCAAAAUGUUUGUUAUAUCCGAAUUUUGUAUUAAGAAGAACAUCAGUCCCUUUCAUUGUGCACAUGAAUGCACAGUUGGGACCAAGGCUUCAUGUUUGCUAUCACCAGAAUUUGUAUUGACGAGAGUCCACUGUAAUUAGUAAUGGCUUACUUGGCCAAUUACUAAGGCUUUCUGAGAGUGCUUGUCAUUCUUUUGACUAAUUUGUUGGAUGCCUCAAUCUGUUUUAUACAAAAAAUGAAAGACAAUUUCACGAGUUAUUUGUCAACAUAUUUUUUUUUUAGAAUAAUCAGAAAGUUCAGAUUGAAAACGGUUUGAUGUGAAUUGUGAAAGGCUUGUACCUAUCAUCAGAAUACCAGAAAUAAAGCAUGAGAUGAUGACGCUA